Messenger RNA from Polyodon spathula (Mississippi paddlefish), 4861 nucleotides. Its product is annotated as SID1 transmembrane family member 1-like. The record is from RefSeq and is a predicted model, not a curated record. The coding region runs from base 472 to 3036 and encodes 854 amino acids. Gene Ontology annotation, cellular component: membrane. The transcript has 26 exons. NCBI's taxonomy places the organism in Eukaryota, Metazoa, Chordata, Actinopteri, Acipenseriformes, Polyodontidae.
GUUUUGUGGUUAAAUAAAUGAGACCUCUAUGUUAUGUAUUAAUUAUUAGCGUGGAAACCGUUAUCUAAUGUUGUGUUCAAACUGCUACUGCAAAGCAGAGACAAAUGCGAUGGAUGAUUUUAUGAAUUGCCAAGGAAUAGUACCUCCUUUAUUUGUUUUGAUUAAAAAUGAUCUGUUAUGUCUCUUGCAUCUGUGAAUCAUCGGCGCUGAAAUCCAACCAACGAGAAAAAAAGAAUAUUUCUUAUGUCUGCCUCCUGGCUUUAAACCAUCAAUAUUUUAUUAGAUUGCACUGGGCAAGAGAACAACAUAAGACGGUUUGAACUGGAGAAGAAACCACAUUACCAGAACCUGUGUUGAUCGCUUAUCACCAGACAACAAAAAAUCUACACCGGUCAAGCAUCUGCUGCGUUAUUCAGUCAGACAGUGUACUGUAUAUUGCUAGAGAAUCUGUAUUGUCACUGGGUAGUCUACAUGGUGAAAAGGUUCGUAAAAAUAAUGAUUUUAAGAGCUGCUAUCACGUCUGAAAAACUGACUAGAACAGCUGGAUUUUCUCCUGUGGGUUUCGUUUGGAAAGCGGUGCUCCUGCUGUCAGUUUUGCAUCGGAAAUGUGAAUGUUCGCGGAUUCAUAACACUGACAACAAUCCUACAGCAUCCAAGGGAGCCGAAUUCAACCGAGUCUACAGUGGCUAUGUGAACCGGGGAGUGGAGGAAAUCUAUUCCUUUAAUUACACCACCAAGCCAGAGAAGGUGGAUGCCGUGCGGGUGUAUGUCAGCGCCAACUCGGAUGACCAGCACUACCCAGUGAUCUUUGUGAUUCGGCAGCAGAAUGGAGUGCUUUCAUGGCAGGUGCCCCUGGUUCUGCGUGGCCUUUACCAGAGAAAGUACACCUACCAGGAAGUGGGCCGCACACUCUGCCCUUUGGAGCCAAUGCAGGAGGAGAGGUCCACAGAACAGUACAUGUUUAUUGACGUGGCCUCCAUGGCUCCUUUUGAUGUGCGCUAUGAGCUGCUAGUCACCAGUGUCAACCACUUCACUCUGGAGACAGGAGUGAUGUCGAACUUCAGUGCUACUCCAUCCCAGCCUUGGUACUUUUUAUACGAGUUUCCAGACAAAGUCAACUCUGUUGUGAUCAAGGUGGUGUCUAACCAGGCAUUCCCCUGCACCGUGGUGUCAGUGCAAGAUAUUUGGUGCCCAGUUUAUGAUCAGGACCACAACGUGGAAUUCAUUGGGGUGUACCAGUCCAUGACGCUGAAAGCUGCAAUCACAGUGCAGAGGAAGGAUUUCCCUGGAGGAAAGUUCUAUGUGGUUUUUGUCAUUAAGCCCGAGGACUACACUUGUGGGGGUUCGUUUCCUUCAACAAGAGGUAAAGGAAAUCACACAUGGAACCAGGAUCGUACAAAAGACCUUAAAGUUAUCAUAGUGCCUUCCAUAAAUGAGCGGGCGUAUGUUCAUGCCAUGCUGUUCUCCUUCGUCAUCUUCCUGUUCUUCUUCUUGGGAUCUGUGGUCGUGGCCUUCGUUCACUAUGUCAGGCUCCAGAAGCAGGAGACGGAUGGACUCUACAGCCCUGACGAUGAUGGCACUGGAAUGGUGGCAGCGUCUCAUCCCCUCGCCAGCAGUGCCUCGGAGGGGGGGAGCUAUGGGGCGAUUGAUGAAUCGAGCCCUGCAGCUCCUGGCAGCCACUCUGCCUCCCCAGUGGACGCAGCACGCUGCCGCUCCUACUCCGACAGCUCGGCGGAGGAGGACAGUGAUUUAGAUACGCUCCAGGACAUGGUCCACGACAAGAACGUUGCUACAGCCAAGGCUUACCUUUAUGUGUCAGACUUGGCUCGUAAAGACAGCAAAAUUGUCAGCAAAAAGUACAAAAUCUACUUUUGGAAUAUUACCACCAUUUCAGUGUUCUAUGCACUUCCUGUAAUUCAGCUGGUCAUAACAUAUCAAACUGUGGUGAAUGUCACAGGAAAUCAGGACAUCUGCUACUAUAACUUUCUGUGCGCCCAUCCGCUUGGAGUGUUAAGUGCCUUCAACAACAUCCUGAGUAAUGUUGGUUACAUCUUGCUGGGUUUCCUGUUCCUGCUCAUCGUACUCCGAAGGAACAUCCUGCACAAGCGCGCCCUGGAGGCCAAAGAUAUCUAUGCUAUGGACUACGGCAUCCCUAAACACUUUGGCCUCUUCUACACCAUGGCUAUCGCGCUGGUGAUGGAGGGGGUGCUGAGUGCCUGCUACCACGUCUGCCCAAACUACUCCAACUUCCAAUUCGAUACCUCCUUCAUGUAUAUUAUCGCAGGGCUGUGCAUGCUGAAGCUCUACCAGACCCGCCACCCUGACAUCAAUGCCAGCGCCUACUUUGCCUACGCCACCUUUGCCGUUGUGAUACUGCUCACGGUCCUGGGCGUGAUCUUUGGAAAGAACGCUACCUGGUUCUGGAUUCUCUUCUCUCUGAUUCACGUCAUCGCAUCUCUGACACUCAGCACACAGAUAUACUACAUGGGCAGGUUCAAGAUAGAUGUUUCAAAUGCAGACACUGGCUUUUUCAAACGCAUCGUGACAGUUCUAUACACCGACUGUAUUCAGCAGUGCAACAGGCCAAUGUACACGGACAGGAUGGUUCUCCUGGUCCUUGGGAAUCUUGUCAACUGGUCCUUUGCUAUCUUUGGGCUGAUAUUAAAGCCUAAAGACUUUCCCUCCUAUCUCCUCGGCAUCUUCAUUUGUAAUCUUCUGCUUUACCUGGCGUUCUACAUCAUCAUGAAGCUCCGGAACUCAGAGAGUUUGCGGCCCUUCCCCCUGUUCUGUAUCAUCGCCACAGCCGUGAUGUGGGGGGCGGCGCUCUACUUCUUCUUCCAGAACCUCACCAGCUGGGAGGAAACGCCUGCCGAGUCACGGGAACAGAACCGCGAGUGCGUCCUACUCAGCUUCUUUGACGAUCAUGACAUCUGGCACUUCCUGUCCGCUGCUGCCAUGUUCUUCUCCUUCUUGGUUCUCCUAACUUUAGAUGAUGACCUGGAUUAUGUAAGAAGAGACAAAAUUCCUGUAUUCUAGAUGACGGACACAUGGAAACUGGAGGGACCAGUCAAGGAUAUUCACACAGGGCAGUGGAAGAACCUGAGCAAUUUAAGCAUGGAAUCAAGUGGAGCAAAAAACAAAAACAAAAAAGAAACCAACUUCAUAUAAUCUGUGCCUUAGUGGCAAAGGGAAGUAUUCAAGAUCAUCCAGCGUUGCGUCUUGGGUCGCCUCAUAUUCACCCCAUGACAUUUCACUUGAAUGAAACAAGAAGGAAACAGGUGAGAAGGAAGGACACUGUUAUCAACAUUUUCAGUUUUAUACCGUGUCAUCUAAAGGACUUUUUUUUUGUCAUUUGCUUUCUGACUUCAAUUUGCUUCAACAGUUUCACUGUCUAUAGUACGCAUAUACAGUGUUGAGUGUAUUAAAACUGCAUCUCAGACAACCUAAGUCUUUUUCUACAGACUUACUGGCAUUUCCAGGUAGUCCCUAACAAGGAAGGAAAUAGAAGAGUGAUUCAGUGGUAACCCUAUACCGAAGGGUUUCAGCUGUGAAUCUGAGUUGAAUAAAUGCUGCAAGCCACUGAUGUGUUUGGCUAAAAUAGACCAGUGCAUCUGCCAUCCAAACAAACUGAUGUUUGGAUCCUAUGAAGCAAAAUAUCCUCCAUUAGCUGUCUUUGUUUAGCAAAAAAAAAAUGUUUUGUGAAUUGUGAAUUACAUGUAUGUGAAGUUUAAGCAUAAGUGACCUGUGUGAAAUAUUAAACUGAAAACAAAUUUUUUAUCAAGACUACUGCUGCUGGGAACUGCCAGGUCACUGCAUGACAACAGAUGGACAGGACAGCCAAAGGUGUUACUCUUGCCAAACAACUGACCUGCAUGCUCAAGUAACUACAGUUGCCUUGGUGAUUUCGUGGUGUGUCGCUUUGUUUCAGGGUAUUACUGCAAAACAGUUAUUUGCACGACUUACUAGAUUAUUUGUUUCCAAAAUUAUAUCUUUUUUGUGAAUCUUGAUAUGAAAAUGCCUCUCAAAAGUAUGAGCUGGUAACUGAAGCAGAGAGUGAUUUGCUGGAUAAGUGCUGUAUAUCCACAGCUUCAGCUGUUUUAAAGUCUGAGGGUCAGACUGAAUUCACCAAGACAUUUCACAAAGAUAACAACUGAUGUAUGGUUAUUUAUGACAUGUCCUUGAUUUGUGCAUAUGGUGGCUGAUUCUGUUAAAUUUGUCUGUGAAAUUCUUUGUGAAAAUGUUUGCACUGACUUUUUUUUUGCAAUGCUGUCCCUGGCAUUUGAAUUGUCAUUAAAACUCAGAAAGCCUGCAAAAGAACUCACCCAGAAAGAAACAGCAUGAACUUCAAAAGGCGCAAAGUGCUCUGACAGGUGUGUGCCCAAGUGAUGGAAAACAUUUUGCAGUCCGUUAAAUUAAUCUGCCAACUCAUUGCAUGGUUUAAACAAGAUUAACUGACCAGUUGACUUUUAGAUCUGCUACGUGCCGAGCCAAAGAGAAAAUGCAAGAUGGUACACCCUAAUGAGCUUUUCCUGAUGUUUUUUAAAUUAUGAUUUAUUUAUUUAUUUUUUUAUUUUUAUUUUUUUAAAUGACUGGCACCGUACUGCUUUUUACCUUGUCUCCUUUUCAAGUUUUUCUUUCACUUGGCUGUAAUGUAAAACAUUUUAGAUUCUAUUUGUAAAAGUGCUAAUAAAUAUCAGGUUUUCUGAUUGCAUUCUUAUUUAUCUGUUGUUGUUUUUUUUGUAUAACUGUAUUGUUGCGUUAAUGGUAUAUUAUCAAUCUGAAGUUGGACAGGUUUGAAGACGCAUGCCUUUAGUAAUGGAACAGAAUUUUGCAUUUUAAUAAAGGCUGAUGUAUGACAUCA